Effrenium voratum is the source of this 315-nucleotide messenger RNA. NCBI's taxonomy places the organism in Eukaryota, Dinophyceae, Suessiales, Symbiodiniaceae. The record is from the annotation of a GenBank genome assembly.
AUGGUGGUGCUGUCAGCUUGGCCCGCGGAGGUGCUGAUGCCCCACACAGUGCAGAGCCCCAAGUCCGGGCAGAGCCCAAAGAGCGCCCCGAGCCCCAAGUCCGAGCCCGUGACGCCUCGGCAGCGCCAGCAGGCCUUCUAUGCCUCAUCCUUCCGCGGCGCAGUCAACGGGGCCAUGACGGCCGACCACAUGAACCCCAGCGACCCGGCCAGGCAGCUCCAGGUGAGCGCGGACAACACGAAGGCCUGCGCCUUCGAUUCUCCGAAGACCUGGUUUGACAUGGGGGAGACUCACUUCCAGGGUUCCGGACGUUAG